CGUAUUCUUCCGCACACUGAUAUACAGUACAUCGUACAGUGCCAUGAUUGAAACAGCCUCUACAGUCCCCUCGUAGCCAAUCCAUUACUUCCAAGAUGGGCUCACAAACGAAUCAUCUACUAAGUAAGUCAAAGCCAGUUGACUUAGGGUUCUACCAAUCCAGACUAGCGCCACCCCCUCGCAGCCCCUCCGCCACCGCCGAAUUCUGCCGUCCGAAAUCAACCAUCCGCACUGCACUCUCUUAUCUUCUUUCGCCUUCUCCACUCGAUCACUCUCUCUAUUUUUCCCCUCAUUACACUUAUACUGAUACACUUAUAGACUUACCUGUUCUAGAGCUCUACAUUCUUUCCUCAUAAAAUGCCUCCAAUCCCCAUCACCAUCGUCACCGGCUUCCUCGGCUCCGGCAAGACCACCCUCCUCCUCAACCUCAUCCCGCAACUGCCCGCGACCUACCGGCUUGCGCUGCUCAAAAACGAAUUCGGCGACGUCGCCGUCGACUCCCAACUCGCCUCCACGCAGUCCAUCUCCGGGGUUCGCGAGCUCCUCAACGGCUGCAUCUGCUGCAACCUCGUCGGUCAGCUGAGCGACGCGCUCGAGCAGCUCCGCACCGAGGUCCACCCGGACCGCAUCGUGAUUGAGACCAGCGGGAGCGCCUUCCCCGCCACCCUGGCCAUGGAGGUGAACCGCCUGGCGCGCGAGAACCCGGGCACUUUCGUCCUGGACGGGGUCAUCAGCGUCAUCGACGUAGAGAACUGGGAGGGGUACGAGGACACCUCGUACACAGCGAAGCUGCAGGCGAAAUACACGGAUCUGAUCAUCUUCAACAAGUGGGAGAAUGUGUCGGAGAUGCGCUUCGACAUCUGCCUCGACCGGGUCGGGGACCUCGAGGUUCCCACGCCGUGGGUUAAGUCCGAUCGCGGUAAGGUCGACAAGGAUGUUCUGCUCGGGAUUGACGGGGCGUUGUUCGCCAAGGAGGAGCAUCGUCAUGAUGACCAUGACCAUGACCAUGAUCACAACCAUGAUCACCAUGAGCACCAUGAGCACAAGAACGAUCAUCAGUCCGAGGUGGAAGUCCUCUCCGUCAACCUCAAGUCCACCGAUGCCACCGUCGUCGACAUCCCGGCUCUGGAGCAGCUCCUUCGCUCCGCCUCCAAGGAAGAAGUCUAUCGCAUCAAGGGCAUCAUGCGGUGUUCGACCAGCGCGCCUCCCGCGGAAUCCUCGGAAGAUCAAGCCGCCGUCACGCGCGCUCCCGCUUCGGCCAACUGCCCCGCCACCCGCUAUUACAUUCUGAAUUGGGCUUUCGGUCGCUGGACCUUCACACCAUCGGACGUCGUCGCUGAGAACGCUGACCCCGCCGUGGUGGCCCGGAUUACGUUGAUUUUGGCUCGCUAUGAAUCCGCCAAGUGGAAGAAGAAGCUCGAAGCCGGGGGGCUUGUACAGGUUGCUGGAUCCCACGAUGCCGAGUUGGUUGUGGAGCGAUUGCUCUAAAGCUUCCGACAUGCAAUCUAUUUACCUUCUUUUACCUACCAUAUACAGCGCGCAGGGGCUGGCUCCUAGGCGUGAUGACUUUGGAACUAGAUCUCACUUUCUUUUCGAUUUAGAUAUUUGGCACAUGACUUUUAUGACGGAGGACGAAACGACUGAAGGGUUGCGGCGGAAGCGUUCGGUUCUAUGAUAGUUAGACUUGAUUCCCAGAAGAAUGAUAGACGACUUCUAGAGGUUGGAAAGGAAGGGCCAGAAGCAUAGCAGUAAUGAACGAG
Messenger RNA from Aspergillus aculeatinus CBS 121060, 1760 nucleotides. RefSeq names its product GTP-binding protein. The transcript has a single exon. NCBI's taxonomy places the organism in Eukaryota, Fungi, Ascomycota, Eurotiomycetes, Eurotiales, Aspergillaceae. Bases 358 to 1488 code for a protein of 376 amino acids. The record is from RefSeq and is a predicted model, not a curated record. Gene Ontology annotation, cellular component: cytoplasm.